CCUGAAACCUGCAGAAGUAGAAUUCAUGGCUGUAGACAGCUCGAAAGGCGUCGACGAGGUUAAGCGCAGGGGACUGGCGAGUUGGCGGGACGCUGAGGUUGACCACGGCGGUGACCGAUCGGGUCGGAACCUGCAAAAGUACCAGGCCAUGGCGGCUCCCCAAUCGUGCCCGACCAAGAAGACCUUGUCGAUCUUGAGGGCGUCGAGGAGGCCGACGAGGUCGCCGACGAUGUGGAAGGCGGUGUACUUGGCCGGAGAUGAGGGUGCGCCGGAACAUAGAAGGAAUAGAGGAUUUGCGAUGCCGACGGUGGAAGAAAGAAGGAACAGCGGGAGAUGGGGAGGAACAUAAGAAAUUGAAUACGAGGAGCGGACUAGAUAGGGUUUGGAAAUUGAAUACGAGGAGAAGAGUUGUGGCGGCUCCAGUGGACUUCAUGGGUGACGGGUAGAGAGCUAUGCCGAGUACUGCUCCGUACGUACUGAUUAGUAGCGACGGCGGCGGUGAUUGUGGAGGUGGGAAAGAGACGAUGAUUGAGAACGCCGGCCGGAUCUAAAAUAUGGAGAAACAGGGAGAAGAAAACGUCGGCUGAAAGCGAUAGAGGGAGGUGGAAUUUUAUAUUUAUAUUUAUUUUUGUGUAACUUUACUCUUUUAUCCUUAAUGAAUUAUGAUGUUACUA
Linum trigynum is the source of this 674-nucleotide messenger RNA. Lineage: Eukaryota; Viridiplantae; Streptophyta; Magnoliopsida; Malpighiales; Linaceae. The record is from the annotation of a GenBank genome assembly.